This is a messenger RNA of Diabrotica virgifera virgifera (western corn rootworm), 6277 nucleotides long. RefSeq names its product homeobox protein B-H1 (gene B-H2). The transcript is spliced from 4 exons. Gene Ontology annotation, cellular component: nucleus. The coding region runs from base 236 to 1111 and encodes 291 amino acids. Gene Ontology annotation, biological process: regulation of transcription by RNA polymerase II. The record is from RefSeq and is a predicted model, not a curated record. NCBI's taxonomy places the organism in Eukaryota, Metazoa, Arthropoda, Insecta, Coleoptera, Chrysomelidae. Gene Ontology annotation, molecular function: DNA-binding transcription factor activity, RNA polymerase II-specific; RNA polymerase II transcription regulatory region sequence-specific DNA binding.
UUAGGUUAGUUUAGCAGUUACACUUCUUUGGGAGAGUGGAUGUAGCGCUGUGCAAGAACACCUGUUGUUGUUAACAUUCCUUCCUCUACUAACGUCAUUAACAGUGAUAGUGAAUGCGCCGGUGAACGUACGAACUUGAUAAUUGACGAUUUUUUUUUCAAAAAUAGUGCUCAAAAUUUUUUCCACGGAUUUUAUUGCAUUCAAAGUGUUGGGUGUCGGAGAAAAAGUGCUUGGCAUGACAGUACAGGACGAUCCGAAGGUCAUGCCUCAGACAGCAGCUACUAGAUCUCGAUUUAUGAUAACGGACAUCUUGAGUGGACCUGCUGAUGGGGCUGCGAUUAUCAGGGGGAGAUCUCCGAGUCCCGGUCCCAGGGACCUCUCUCUGCAUUCGAAUCCCAUACACGAUAGUGAUACGGAUAGCUCUGGACAUCCUGAUAACUCUAGUAUUUGUUCGAACGGUCAAAACGGUGACGAUUCCUUAUCUUCAAAAAACGGUGCAAUAAGUAAAAAGCAAAGAAAAGCGCGUACGGCUUUCACGGACCUUCAAUUACAAACGUUAGAAAAAAGUUUCGAACGACAGAAAUACCUCAGUGUACAAGAUAGGAUGGAAUUAGCGGCAAAACUUAGUUUAACAGAUACGCAAGUGAAAACGUGGUACCAAAACCGACGGACGAAAUGGAAACGACAAACGGCCGUUGGUCUAGAACUUUUAGCUGAAGCCGGUAACUACGCAGCGUUCCAAAGACUGUACGGUGCUCCCGCGUACGGCUGCUGGUACCCCCCACAAACAGCCGGUCCCACCGCAGCUCCCAGUGCGGCGGACCUCUACUACAGACAAGCAGCAGCUGCAGCUGCUGCCACCUUACAAAAACCACUACCAUACAGGCUCUAUCCACCCACCAUGGGAUUAGGAAUACCUGGACCAAGCGCACACAUAGGUUCUUUAGCAGCUAGCAGCUCGUUAAGUACGCUUAGCAGUUACUACUCGAGCCCGACGCCAGAAGGACCUUCACCGAGAUCUCCCAGUCCAGACACGCCGCUGGACCCGGGCUCCCCGGGCACGAUGGGCCGGAGGUCACCUUCGGAAGAUGAAGACACGAUUCAUGUCUGAAGAUGACCGCGCAAAAUUUAAAUUGUGAUAUAACGUGUACUAUAAUAGCUGAACUCUUGUUAAUUUAUUUUUUGGCGCUUUUCAGUGUUGUGUGGCUUCGCGAAUGUGACAUCCUUAUUGAGAAUUUAACAAAAAAAUAGAUCCUUUAAGGAAAUUAAACAAAAUAGAUAAAAAAAAAGGUCGAUAUGUGAUAUUAACUGCUCAGUAGCAGGAUAUUUUUUAUUUAGAUAUUAUGAAUAUAUUAAUCAAUUCGGGUUAAACUAGUACUAAUAAUAAUCAAUAAAUAGAGUCAUAGGCGUAACCAGGGGGGGUUUUGGGGGUUGUAACCCCCCCCAUUGGGAUGUACUUUGAGCUCUCUACGCUUAACACCAUAGCCCUCAGAGACCUUCCAGUAGUUGUAACCCCCCCUUUCAGGUAGUUGUAACCCCCCCCCUUAGGAUCAUCCUGGUUACGCCUAUGAAUAGAGUUGCAUAAAAAAGUUGCAUACUCGAUUUAUUCUUGCAAAAGUUAUAAAUGUUUAUUAAUUAUUUCUUAGUAAGCUGUUGACUGUGUUCAAUAAAAAAGAGCUAAAAGGAACUAAAAAGUUAAAGACGUUUUAUCGAUUCAUAUGGUCAAUUGCCCCCCAAAUAUGAAAAAAGCACGGAGUGCUACAAUUUAAAUUUUAUCUUUAGGCAUGUGCUUGAUGAAGCAGCAGAACAAUAUAGGAUAAGGACUAACAAAGAGCUCGAAGAACUAUACCCAGACGCCAACAUCACAAAAGAAAUAGUCCAGAAGACUGCAAUGGGUACGACACCUCAGAAUGACCAAAGAACAGUAUUGCUGGUAUGGGAGGAAGUCCCAACUGAAAGAACACCACGCGGAUGCCCUCAACUCCGGUGGCGAGAUAAUACAUACGAGUAUAACAUGAGACAUGUAAGCUAUGGACGUGGAGAACUGGAUGGAGAUUUCUCAAGACAGAGAAGAGUGGAGGCAUGUAGUCGAGUCUGCUAAAACCCACGGAGGCUUGUAACGCCACGGAGUAGGAGCAGAAGCUACCAUUUAAAUGGGUGCGUUUUUGAGAAAAAUUUAAAUGGGUGCGUUUUUGAGAAAAGAGUGAAUUAAUCUCUAUGCACUGGGGUGCAUUAGGAUGAAUUACAUGUAAGUACUAUUAUAGUACCUACACAUCUACAGAAAAGUUGUCUAAAAUUAAAUUUUACAUCGAAGUGUCACUUCUACGAAGCAAAAAACACUAAAGAAUAGGCUUUCACAGAAAAAAAAAACUAUGUAAGUUUCGUAGUUUUUAGGAUUUAUAGUUUUCGGGCAACGAUUUUUCAAAGUUUGCCACUCAUAAUUUUUAGGCCUAUAUUUUCCCUAUUUUUUCUCAAACAUUCUAUAACUGUUUUUACACCCUUUUAGGUAUACUUACGCAUUUUUACUUUUUUACUAACUUUUACGGAAUUUUUUUUAUUUCUAGUUAAACUUUUUUUCUAUUACAAUUAGCCCUUUUCUCAAAAACGUACCCGUUUAAAUAGUAGCACUCCGCGGUUUUUUCAUAUUUGGGGGUCCAUUGAACAUAUGAAACAAUAAAACACCUUUAACGUUAAGAGUUACGACCCUGGAUUAUUCAAUAUGUAACGGCAUAUAAAAGACUGUAACCAGUGUUUAUUAUAUUAAGAGCUUUUAGUUUUGUAGUUGUUACCAUAUUUUUCGAAAUUGUACGUUCUCAAAAUAAAUUUAUUACGAAAUUCACUUUUUUCCGCAUUCUGAUUUUCAAGUACUCUUUCGGCUCUGAUUUUCGUAAUUGGCGCAGUCAGUAGGAUUGUCACGGAAUUUUAAAUUGAAACGCCAAUAUGAUUUUCGUAAUUUUGUAAUUCCUCUCUAAAGUACAUAAUCAAUAGUGAUUAUCAGAUGAUCAAUUGUUGGCGUUGAUUUGCUAGAGAAUUUACUUACUUGUUCUGGCUGUUAUUGAAGAUGCGGUGUAGUUGGCGUUUAAAACUUUGACAAAUAAAAAUACUUGAUUACUGACCACUACUAUCACAAAUGGAUCUUUUUUGACAGUUUUAGCAAAAUUAUGUUCGUUUAAAUUGGCAAUAGGGGUGUUAAAUUCGCGGAGCUGUGUUGUGUAGAAUCCAAAGCAGAUUCUGAAUGGACGAAAUUUUGUAAUUAUUAGAGAAAAUGUCGUCGUCUAUUGUAUAAAAUGUUUUAAUCAGUGGCCAGUGUAAAUGAAGGAGAAUGUUCGAUAUUACUCAGCAUUUACUAAUUAAUAAAAAUUUUCGAUCUUAUUUUUAUUAAACGCGGUGAUUCUAAUAACCGUAGAAACAUUUAAUAAACCAAUUAGCAUAAACGAUUAAUUUUAAUGAAAAACUAGCUAUAUUAAAUACAGCUCAUUAAUUUAAUAAAUGUUUAAAGUAUUUCCUUGGGAGCGUUCAUGUUAAUGAGUAAUAUAUUACAAGUUUUUGCUUAAUAGACAAUAAUGAAUAACAAUAUUUAUGUUUUAAAAUUAUUAUGCCUUCAGCAACUAUGAUUUCUUAUACAGUGCUAGUCAAAAGUCCGUACCCCCCCUCGUAUCUUUUGAACGGUUAUACUUAUAAUAGUGAAAUUUGGAGGGAGGAAAUAAACGGAUUUAGGCGUCUUAACUAGUUAUGACAGGUGACGUAAUAAUGACAGAUGACGUUGCAGCGCCACCAUGACAGAUAAUUUUAAAUGGGACCUUAUGGCAAGUGAUACCUCGUAUGAAAGGUAUUGAAAAUACCUAUUCAGUCAUACUAAUUUUGUUUGAGUUUAAGCUAAGUUUGAUGAAUAAAUGAAAUAAUAGAAAAUUGUAGUUUCGCAUUUAAUUAAUAAAAAUUCAAACCUCCACCUAUGAUUACUUGUCAAAAGGGUUGACGUUGACGUAAAAACUAUUAGAGAACUGAAAAACGUGAACUUUUUUGACAAAAAAACCAUAGGCAGACAUUUGAAUUUUUAUUAAUUAAUCAAUUUUAUUAAUCAAUUUAUAUCCAAAAAAAUUAGUAUGACUGAAUAGGUAUUUUCAAUACCUUUCAAACGAGGUAUCACUUGCCAUAAGGUCUCAUUUAAAAUUAUCUGUCAUGGUGGCGCUGCAACGUCAUCUGUCACUAUUACGUCACCUGUCAUGACUAGUUAAGACGCCUACAUCCGUUUAUUUCCUCCCUCCAAAUUUCACUAUUAUAAGUAUAACCGUUCAAAAGAUUCGAGGGGGGUACGGACUUUUGACUAGCACUGUAUAUUGCUAUGUAUAAAAUUUUGUCUUCAGUUUAUAUUACUCCUUUAUUUAAGUUGUUUUCAGAACUGAUGUCUUCAUUCGCAAGGUUGUUUAGUGAGCUCCGAAAAUAACCUUGUUUGUCUUCAUUCAAAGGAUUAUUUAUUUGUUCUUAUUCUUCAUGUACCAUUUUGUUAUCCAUUCAGAACGUUGGUUAGCAUUUUAGCUAUGUAUGUUCAACCAUCAAGUAUUUCUUGGUCCUGGACUGCGUUUGCUUGUUAUUUUCCCUUGCAUAAUAUUUUGCAGAAACUUCUAUUUGGGACCUCUAAUUACAUGUGCGAAGUACUCCACCUUUCUCUUUUCGAUGCUUUUUAUAAUAUCAGUAGUCUUGCUAAGACAUACUAGUAUUUUGAGGUUUUGAAUCUUCUCCAUCCAAAAACUUUCAAAAUUCUCCUAUAGCACCACAGUUCGAAAGCUUCUAGGUGAUUUAGAUCACUUUUAUUCACAGUCCAAGACUCGGCACCCUAAAGUAAAACUGAGAACACGUAGCAGCGAAGUAUAUGGAUGCUCAAUGCCAAUUUUAGGUAUCUUUUACAUAAUACCUUGGACAUCCUUCUAAAUUCCCUGCUUAAUUCUGGAUUUAAUUUCACCGUGACUCUCUGCGUUACAAUUUAACUGAUAUCCAAGGUAAACAAUUUGAUCCACUGGCUCAAGAUUGGCACUAUAGAUGGUUUUUAUAUUCUGUUGUUUACUUAUUACGAGUAUUUUGGUUUUCCGUAUGUUCAAAUCCAGACCUGUUUCCUUAGACUUUUCUCAACGACACUGUUAAGUAAUGUCUACAGCUUUUCUUCACCUUUCACAAUAAAAUUAUUCCUUCUUGUUUUUCAGAAAAUGUAUUUUUGAAAAUCUAUUCGGCGUAAACCUUAAAAAACAGGUGCGACAAGAUAUAUCCCUAGCGUACUCCUCUUUUAAUAGUAUUAGCCUCUGAUUCCAAACCAUCUACUAAAACUGCAUAAGCAGCAUAGACUUUUGCUGUUCUGUUCUUAGAUACAGCCAUGAUACUACGACAACCAGGUUGUCGUAGUAUCAUGGAUAGAGCUAUGAACAACGAAUUGGAACAACUAUUCGGUAGGUGUCCGCUGGUAUACUAAAUUGUUUUAAGAAACGAAGCUAUAGCCUCUAAACCAUUGCUGUCAUUGAUAAUCUUGUAUAUUUCUUUUGAAAUGUCAUCAGGACCAGUAAGUUUGCCAUUUUUUGAAGAUUAUAUGGCUUGCAUCUUAUUGCAGAUACCAGCCGCUUUUUUCACUUUUUUAUAUAAUAUGUUAGACGUGUUGUAUGUAUCUAUUUUCCAGUUCUUCAAUUUCAUGGCACAAUUUUGCUAGGUGUUGACUGUCUGCUUCUCGUAUUUUACGUCGAAUUUCCUUUUUUAUAAUUUUAUAAAGCUUUUCGUUGUUUUUUUUUUCUUGUCGCCGUUGCUCUAUCAAGUCUAAUAAUAUCUAAUAUUUUAUUUCGAAAAAUUCAAAAUAGAAAUCAACAUGUUUCAGCUUUUCUUGGAAAUAUUUUUGUUAUAACAAUAAUAUGAACAAUAAUUUAUUUUAUAUCCUACAUAAACAAUGUAUAUUGUAAUUUGUAGUAAUAGAUUUUAUCAAACAAAAAAUAUAGAAUCUCUAAUUCAUGUUUAUUAAAAAAUUAAAAAAUAAAAUUAGAAAUGAUCGAAAAUUUUGGACACAAGUUUAUGCUGUGUAAUUGUAAUAAAAGAACGUUCGAUAUGUAUGUGUAGCCACAACUGUGUAUUAUAAAACCCGUACGGAGUACGCGUACUAAUUUGUAAAUGGUUUUAAAAUGAGAUUGCACUUUUGUUGUAAUCGGUACUUCUUUUCCUUUUCGAUUCUUUCGGCUCAAUGAGUAUGUUUAUUCAUGUUAAAAUUAGAAAAUAGAAAAUAAAGGAUUUUAAGUUUUUAUUACCA